UUUUAUGGCUUCACGUGUUGACCAUGGCUAUUGAGUGUAAACCACUAAAUUGGCUUUAUCAUUCUUCCAUAUAUUCACUUUGCUCCAGAUAUCUCAAAUAAGCCGGUUAGCUGUCUACAGAUAGCCUGUUUUCGAUUUCAAAGGGAUCCUAAACCAAACUGCUUUCACAAUAUCGGCUAUUUUAGUUUUUCUACGUGUUUGCGAAUAUACACAAUUUGUUUUGUUGUGGUUUAAACCCGUAUUAUGAAUCAUUAGUAACCAUUUUUCUCUUCGGCAGAUGUUAAAUGUUUAAAACACUUUUACAUUUUUGUGAAAUUGUAACUUUAACAACUGAGACUAGGGGUGUUUUCUAUUGGAAGAUGCACAGACAAGAGCGGUUGAAGAACACUGGGAGCCGUGUCAUAAAUGUGCCAUAAUAUUGCUUUAAAUUGUUUUUUGUCCAUUUUAAUUAAAGCCGAAUGAAAAGGGGAAUGCCAACGAAUAACAAUACCUAUGAGUCAUCCAUUGUGACUCAUGUAUGUUGAUCGAAAAGCACAUGUAAUGUUAAAUCCCCUCUUUUGUGAAUGGAGUACGUCACUGAGAUGAGCUAGACUGACUCUCAUCUCUUCCCCCAGGAGGCUCUGCUUCCCAGCCCCUUUGUUCAGUGUAGCCGGUGGGUUGAGUCACAAGGAGGCUGUGCUAACAGGGGAACACCGACAAGAGUGGGAAGAGGCCGAAAAAAUAGCAAAUAUUAUCCGGCAAUGCAGACUUCAACGCGUUUUUAAUAAAAGCCACACAACAGAAAAGUUGUUUUUGGGUGUUGCUGAUGCUGCGUUUCUAUUCGGGUCUUGCAUGUCAGUGUUCGGAUACCAAAACCAGCGAAAUUCGUCGAUAAUUUUUUGCGCUUUUACCUAUGCUUCUGGGUGGAUAAUGAGCCGAUACUGCUAAGCCAUCACCGGUAUAUUGCUGACACCAUCAUCCACGCCGACUCUCCCUUUCAGUUUCUGCUCAGCAUCCAUAUUUGCAUCCCAGGGAGUGGCUGCCACUAAUCCCCCUCUCCUGGUGAGAACAUUGAAAGUUGGCCGGCUGUCGGACACCCCCUUUGGACACUGUAAUUUCCACAUAAAGAGCUAACCAUGGAGAGCGACAGCCCCCACUCCCUCAUCUAGUGCCCGCUGUACCGCCUUCCUCCCUGGGGAGCCGCUCUCAGGUCCUCCCUCUCCUGCAGAAUGAACAUGUUGAAGUCCAGCGGGCUGAAGAUCCCUGGCCGCGGGCCCAAACACGCCAGCCCCUCACCGGGGGGGCCAGGAAGAACCUCCAGCCCAGUGCCCCCGAAAGACAAUACUCCCCUGAAGCCCACCACACCCACUAAAAUCACCGAAGAGGGCGAUGAAGUCCUGGGGGACUACACGGUGGGAGAGACGGUGUGGGUGAACGGAGUGAAGCUGGGAGUCAUCGCGUACCUCGGGGAGACCCAGUUCGCCCCGGGACAGUGGGCCGGCGUGAUCCUCAACGACCUGGUGGGCAAGAACGACGGGUCGGUGGGCGGCGUGCGGUACUUCGAGUGCCAGGCUCUGCAGGGCAUCUUCACCAGACCCUCCAAACUGAACCGGCAGCAGGCGGGCGAGGGCAGCGACAGCCACUCCAUCGACUCCCAGAACCAGGGGGGCAACGGCGUGCCCCCCCCCAGCCAGAGGGUGGUGGUGAUGCCCCUGAGGGAGGGGCUGCUCAACAGCACCAUAAGGACGGGGAACGAGUCGGGGUCCAACAUGUCCGACAGCGGCUCCGUGAAGAAAGGAGGCGAUAAAGAUCUGAGGGUCGGAGAUCGAGUUCUGGUGGGGGGCUCUAAGAUGGGAGUCAUUCGCUACAUGGGGGAGACAGACUUUGCCAAGGGGGAGUGGUGCGGGGUGGAGCUGGACGAGCCUCUGGGGAAGAACGACGGGGCAGUGGCUGGCACAAGAUACUUCCAGUGUUUCCACAAGUUCGGCCUGUUCGCUCCGAUCCACAAAGUGAUCCGGAUCGGUUUCCCCUCCACCUCUCCAGCGAAGGCUAAGAAGAGCAAGCGGAUGGCGAUGGGCGUCUCCUCUCUGGCCCACAGCCCCAGCAGCUCCUCCAUCAGCUCCGUCAGCUCCGUGGCCUCGUCUGUGGGCGGACGGCCCAGUCGCACCGGCCUGCUGACGGAGACGUCGUCCCGUUACGCCCGUAAGAUCUCGGGCACCACGGCGCUGCAGGAGGCUCUGAAGGAGAAGCAGCAGCACAUCGAGCAGCUGCUGGCGGAGAGAGACUCUGAGCGGGCGGAGAUGGCCAAAGCCACCACCCACAUCCAGGAGGUGGAGAAGGAGCUGAGCAGCUUCAAGGUGCAGCAUGUCACGUUUGUGUCGGAGAACGAUAGCGCCCUGCAGCAAAUCAAAACUCUGCUGACCAGCACGCAGAAAGACAAACUGGAACUGACCAAUCAGCUCGAAGAAGAGAAAAGGAAAGUGGAAGACCUCCAGUUCAGAGUAGAGGAGGAAUGCAUCACCAAAGGAGACCUGGAGACUCAGAGGAAAAUGGAGCGUGCCCACAUUCGUCAGCUUGAGCAGAGUCUGCUCCUCGAAAAGUCGAGAGCAGAGGGGCUUCACAAAGACGUAGAGAAGAGGAGGCAAACCACGGUUGAGGAGCAGAGUCGCAUCGUGCAGCUGGAGGAGGAGCUGAGCCUCCGGAGGGCGGAGAUGGAGAACCUGCAGGUGAAGCUCCGAGGGUCCGACUCCCAGCAGGAGGACGGUGACGAGGCCCCGGGGUCCGAGCCCGAGACCCUCAUCCUGCGAGUACAGCUGGCCUCUGCGGGCCGCGAGCACAACAAGGAGAGCAGCGAGCUGAGGGAGAAGCACGAGGCGGAGCUAGAGGAGAGGCGGCAGGAGGUCGCUGAGCUGAGGGCCGAGCUGGAGAACAAGAGCCGGGAGCUGAGCGAGGUGAAGCUGAAGGUCCAGGACGCAAACAGGGAGAACGUGCAGAUGAUGGACACCUGGAAGGAUAAAUUUGACUCCUUGGUGGUCCAGCACCAGCGUUCCCUGGAGGACCUGAAGGCCUCUCUGUCCGGGGAUCACCCCGCGGCAGGAGGCCCCGAGCAGGCCUCUCUGGAGAGCCUGAAGACGGAGCACCAGCUGGAGGUGGAGAACCUGAAGGCCAAACACAAGAUCGAAGCAGCCAUCCUCACCAAGGAGCGCGAAGACUUCUGCACCCGCCUGGCGGAGGCCAAAGAGCAGCUGGACAAGGGGAGCCAGAGCUGGAGGAGCGAGGCGGAGGCCAAGAGCAGCAGGAAGGCCCUGGAGGAGGCCGGAGAGAAGCUGCAGAGGGCGGAGCGACGGCUGGCCGAGGUGGAGAAGAUCCACAUGGAGAAGGACAGGAACUCAGAGGAGCUGAGAGAGAGGCUGGAGCUGUCGGAGAAGAAGAUGAGCGACUACCAGGCGCUGCAGAACGCCCAGGCCGAGAGCCAGCAGGAGAUCCAGAAGCUGGAGGAGCAGCUGAGGGUGACGGCCAAUCAGCUGCAGGCAACGCAGGCCGACCGCUACACCUCCAACGAUGCUAACGUGAUAGAGGACAACGACAUUACAGAAGAAAAGAUGAAGCUAAAACAGAAUGUCGAAGAAACGAUGGAGAAGUUGAUGAAGAGGGAGAAAGAGGUGACGACCCUCACUUCCCAGGUGGAAGGCCUCAAAUCCCAGAUCGGAGCUCUGGAGGGGAAGGUGCGCUCCGGAGAGAAGAAAGCCGAGGCUCUGGCGAGGGAGAAUGUGCGCGUGGAGUCGGAGCUGGAGUCCAUGACCAAGAAGUCCCAUGAUGCAUCUGGGCAGCUGGUCAAUAUCAGCCAGGAGCUGCUGAAGAAAGAGAGGAGUCUGAAUGAACUGCGGGUGUUACUCCUGGAGUCUCAUCGCCACUCGCGGGACAUGGAGAAAGAUAUGACCCGUGAAGUGCACAAGGCCGAGUGGAAGGUGAAGGAGCAGAAACUUCAGGAGGACAUCAAGACCCUGCGCGAGAAACUGCUUCUGCUGGGUCGGGAGCGGUCCUCCCCGGACCACCGGCGGCACUCCAUGCUGGACCCCUCGAUGCUGGACUCGGAGAUGAGCCGGCUCCGGCAGCGGCUGCUCGGCACAGAGGACGCCCUGCGGGGGGCCAUGGAGCACAACCAGCAGGUGGACCAGCUGGUGCUGGCCAUGCGCAGACACCCCGAGAAAAGCCCGGUGCAUGGUGUAAACUCAGCCAAUGGGAUUCAUCAUCAGGAGUCCGGCAGUACUCGAGAUGAGCAACACUGAUAUGAGCAGAAGAGAUCAGAUUGAACUGGGACAUCUUAAAGAAAAAGCUGGUCCAACGUUUCCUCCUGACAUUACAUUACACAUUACUCGUUAGACGCUUUUAUCCAAAGCGACUUACAUACUCAACACUGUGGGCAAUCCCCACAGGAGCAACUGGGGGUGAAGUGUCUCAGGGACACAACGACAUGCUGACUGCAGUGGGGUUUGAACCUGUGACCAUCUGAUCCCCAGACCAUGCUCUAUCCUCUGCGCCACACGCCUCCCUGACCCUUCGAUGGACGCCUGAUGAAGAUUUCAGUUUACACUCCAAACCAAAACAGCGAAUCUCCAUCUCCAGUGAUUUUAUGUGUUGUUGCAGAAAGCACCUAUUAGCCAAUCAUGAAGACCGCUUAAAGUACUAUAAAAUAUAAACAGGUAAUGGGACAUGAAGAGAUAUUAUCGGUACAAACUCUGUGACAAUUCCUAAUUUUGAACCGGAAGGCAAAACGGCUGAUGGACAACGACGUGAAGAACUGAAGAUCUGUUUGUUUUAUUUAUUGCUUUUACUUUGAUUUCAUCCUGUAUGAGUGAGCUGUUUUGGCCAGUGGUACUCAGAGCAAUGGCUGGCUUUUAUUUUAGGGAGUUUGGCUCAUUUGUCACUUUACUUCAUAUCUAAUGAGAAGUGUUAGAAACCUCAUUACGGUCAGCUCUGUCCAGUGUUCACGCUGCCGCUUUAGUGUACAAUAUGAUCAAUAACUGUGGAAUUAAAAAGGAUUGUUCAAGUAAUACUCCACCCCCA
Messenger RNA from Gymnodraco acuticeps, 5046 nucleotides. RefSeq names its product CAP-GLY domain containing linker protein 2 (gene clip2). Gene Ontology annotation, molecular function: microtubule plus-end binding. Gene Ontology annotation, biological process: cytoplasmic microtubule organization. Gene Ontology annotation, cellular component: microtubule plus-end; cytoplasm; nucleus. The record is from RefSeq and is a predicted model, not a curated record. Bases 1209 to 4268 code for a protein of 1019 amino acids. The transcript has 18 exons. NCBI's taxonomy places the organism in Eukaryota, Metazoa, Chordata, Actinopteri, Perciformes, Bathydraconidae.